CGAAAAAGAAAAACUCACCACCGUCACCAUGGAUGCACAGAUCGAGCUCGCUCACAUACUCUGCAGUCUGCACUUCUCUUCUUCUCCUCCUUCUCUCGGUCUCUCAUGGCGCCCCCGUUUCGUGGACGCCCUUCGUCUCCCCCCUCCCCGUCUCUCUGAUUCGAUCCCGUUCCCCGCGCCUCGAGGAGGCCGCUGCUCGUUCGAGCUAAGGAGACCAUGAUUCUCACCCACCUCGCGGCGGAGGAAGAGCUCAGGUCAUUGAAGCAAUGGCUCCUUGUUAUUUUGGUGAUCGGUCAAGCAGUGACACUGUUGUGAGGUUGCGGACUAGUGAUGGCCGAGACGAUUGGUUGUACUGUCAUUCUCACAUCCUUAUAGAGAAGAGCAACUAUUUUGCAGAUCGUCUCUCUGAGAAAUGGCCAACGUGUCAGAUCCUUGAUUCCCGCAACUGCGUUGAGGUAUACUGUCAAGAAUCAGAUUUUGACUCCCAUGUCAAUGUUCUACGCCUAUUUUAUGUUAAAGAAAACUCAACAGAUGAAAUUUGGCAUGGGGUUAGGAAUGCACUUGGCAUUCUUCGUGUGGCCGUGGAGCUUGAAUGCCCACAGAUCGUCAGUGCUUGUGUAAACUACUUGGAAGCAGUCCCAUGGGAAGAGACUGAGGAGGAGGAGAUUCUUAAAACCAUACCAAGCAUGGGAUCGCAAGUAUUGCCAAUUCUCUCCCGCCUUGAACCUGUCAAUCCAUUAGCUAUUAUGAGGAUUUUUCAGUCAGCUAUUCAACUAGCCACAUCAUCACCUCCUCCAGAUAUGAACGAUCUUAAAACAUCAGCUCAAGAGCAACUCGAGUACAUGCUUACUGAAGACGAUGAUGAACCUCUACUAAAAGCUGAUGAUGAGAUAAGAUCCGAGGUAAAACAGUGCAUGAGUAGACUCGUUGCGAGAUUUAACAGUCUGCUAGAGUCUUUGUUUUGUGAGUCAUCGGAACUGGCCUCUGAGGCACUGCAUGUACUUCAAUUUUAUUUAUCUGAUUUAUCAUGGGCCUGUCAGAUAUUGACAAAGUUAGAGAUAAUGAGGGAUUUGGUUAUCUGUUGGAUGGAUGCAUCAGAUAAAGUUGUGAAGAUAGUUCAUCCGUCAAAUCCAGAACCAAAUGGUGAAACGAUCAAGACAACACUGAAGACUGUUGAAGUUGCGGCAAAGGUUUUAGAGUCAAUCGCGUAUGGAAAUGUCAUUUUGCCAGCAUCAAAGAGGCUGCAUGCAGUCAAGGUCUGGCUUCCGUUUGUAAGAGUUGCCAAACCUGCCAUAGAUUCCGCUGUGUCCAGUGGUGACGAUGCUGUGGAACUUAAAGUGGAUGGUGAGCUGUGGCAAUCAUUGGAAUCGACCUUCGUUUCGUUGGUGCUUACAUUGCCAUCAGGUGAUCAAGCAGAUAUCUUGACUGAAUGGUUUGGAAACAACUAUAUUCGGUAUCCUGAUCUAACUGAGGCAUUUGAUGUAUGGUGUUACCGGUCCAAGGUUGCAAAGAGAAGAUUAGCCAUUUUGGACGGGAACAAUGGCGGAUCUAGCACGCCUUAACCUUCUAAUAUCCACUUUACUGAUUUUUUGACCGGCUGGUUGCGGAUAACCCUGAUUGUCAUGGAGUUGUCAGUUCUUGCAUGUCCAAAAUCGGCUUUUGCUUGUAAAUUGUUGUUCUACGGUGUGGUUGUAGUGAGAACUAACUGUACAGUUGAUUGGCAAAUGGUUUGGCUCAUUUUGUCA
Syzygium oleosum is the source of this 1745-nucleotide messenger RNA. Its product is annotated as BTB/POZ domain-containing protein At3g05675. The coding region runs from base 267 to 1562 and encodes 431 amino acids. The record is from RefSeq and is a predicted model, not a curated record. NCBI's taxonomy places the organism in Eukaryota, Viridiplantae, Streptophyta, Magnoliopsida, Myrtales, Myrtaceae. The transcript is spliced from 2 exons. Gene Ontology annotation, molecular function: protein binding.